Messenger RNA from Lathyrus oleraceus (garden pea), 1736 nucleotides. Its product is annotated as phenylacetaldehyde reductase. The transcript is spliced from 7 exons. Bases 398 to 1369 code for a protein of 323 amino acids. Lineage: Eukaryota; Viridiplantae; Streptophyta; Magnoliopsida; Fabales; Fabaceae. Gene Ontology annotation, molecular function: oxidoreductase activity, acting on the CH-OH group of donors, NAD or NADP as acceptor. The record is from RefSeq and is a predicted model, not a curated record.
UGACGGCAGCAAAUAAAAUUAGUUUCUGUGGCUAAGGCAGCAUUUUCGUCUCCUUGCUCAGCGAGACGAUGACUCACACUCAACGACGACACCAAUAACGUCUCCGUCAAGAAGCCUUUCCUCCAAUCUUCUCUUUCCUCUCACGUCACCGCCUAAGGUACCGUUUUCCUUAUUUCAAUUUCAACUGACUGAAUACUAAGUGUGUGGUGGUGGUGGUUACGUGGCACCAUUUUUCAUCUUUCCUUUUUUAUCUGCGACUCAGUCUCAGAGACGCGCAACAAAGUUUACGUCAUCCACCUUUGCUCUUACGAGUCACGAUGAUCCACUAGGAGUUGGAAUGAAUAGUGAACGGCAGUCCAAAACUUUGAACUAGAGAAAGAGAAAGAGAAAGAGGAUAAUGAGUGGGGAAGGAAAGGUGGUUUGUGUGACCGGUGCGUCCGGUUAUAUCGCUUCAUGGAUUGUCAAGUUCCUUCUCCAACGUGGUUACACUGUCAGAGCCACUGUUCGUGAUCCAAGUGAUCCUAAAAAGGUUGACCACUUGAUUAAACUUGAUGGUGCAAAAGAGAGGUUGCAACUCUUUAAGGCAGAUCUUUUGGAACAAGGUUCUUUUGACUCUAUUGUUGAGGGUUGUGAUGGCGUCUUUCAUACUGCUUCACCUGUUCGUUUUGUCAUUGACGACCCUCAGGCUGAGUUGAUUGAUCCGGCGGUGAAGGGAACUCUUAAUGUUCUUAAAUCAUGUGCGAAAUCACCAUCUGUGAAACGGGUUGUCUUAACUUCUUCUACUUCUGCAGUUGCAUUUAACACAAGGCCGAAAAAUCCUGGAGUCAUAGUUGAUGAGACAUGGUUUUCAGAUCCAGAUUUCUGUAGGGAAUCACAGUUAUGGUACACACUUUCAAAGACUUUGGCUGAGGCUGCAGCAUGGAAAUUUGUAAAUGAAAACAACAUUGACAUGGUUGUUAUUAAUCCAGCUACGGUUGAGGGACCUCUCUUACAACCAGAGGUUAACGAAAGUGUUAAACCAAUUUUAAACCUAAUAAAUGGUAUACCUUUUCCAAAUAAUACUCUUGGAUUGGUCAAUGUGAAAGAUGUUGCGAACGCCCAUAUUCACGCGUAUGAGAUUGCUUCAGCUAGCGGAAGAUAUUGUUUGGCUGAGAGAGUGGUACACUACUCAGAACUUGCUAAGAUUUUACAUAAUCUGUACCCAUCAUUACAAAUUUCAGACAAGUGUGAGAAUGAAGAACCAUACUUGACAACGUAUCAGAUUUCCAAGGAAAAGGCUGAAAGCUUGGGAAUCGAGUUUACUCCUUUGGAAGUUAGCCUCAAGGAGACUGUGGAAAGCUUCAGGGAAAAAAAGAUUGUCGAUUUUUAAUAAGCUUCAACAUCCCACUUAAUCAAUGAAGACAUGAAAAGAUGUUAGUAUCAUUUGAUCUAUGACGUGGAAGUGAAUCCCAUCUAGCAGAAUAACCCUAUAGAAGUUUGUUGUUAACUUCAAUCAUGUUCACUAUGUUAUUAAUAAAUCAUGUUGAGAAGAAAUUUUCAUUGUAAAAUAAGGUGUGUAAACUUUGUGUUAAAUCAAAACGGGUCAAUAUUGUUCAGCAAUGUAAAAUUGAGUUUAAAGGGCAUGCAGUGAACCGAUUCUGUCUUCAUGUAAAUCAAUAUUCUUGAUGUGUCAUUAUAACCUUGUAAUUGUGUCUUGAAGGAUUGAAGAUAAAAAUAUGAAUUCAGUUUAUGCCGAA